AUGGAUUCACUUUUCAUGAAUCAGGAGUCUGCGAAUCCUAUUGAGAAAGAUUUUGCUUAUAACAAUAAUGUCGCUAAUGCACAUGUAACUAUUCGUCUGAGAUUUUUACGCAAAGUCUACGGGAUUCUUUUCACACAGCUCUUGAUAACUUCAUUAUGCGCUGGAGUAAUGAUGGCGUUAAAGCCAGUUCUGUUGGAUAGCCUUCGACAAAAUGCCUGGGUACCGUUUUUACUGUUCAUAAGCACAUUUGCAAUAUUAAUCUCGUUGAUGUGGAAAAGGCAAGAAACACCAACCAAUUUCGUGUUGUUAUUCUUAUUUACUUUGUGCGAAUCUAUACUUGUCGGAUAUGUGGUUAUCACAUACUCUGCGACUGUUGUACUACAAGCGUUUGCAUUAACUACUGCAGUUGUCUUGUCGUUGAUGAUGUAUACACUGAAUUCCAAAAGAGAUUUCAGUAAAUUGGGUGUUGGACUUACAGUUGGCUUUCUCAUUCUGCUAUUGGCUGGACCUAUAAACUUAUUUUUAGGUUCAUCUUUGUUAGAGUUUGGUAUUGCAGUCGGUGGGGCUUGUCUAUUCAGUCUGUUUAUCGUUUACGAUACAUGGAGGAUAAUGCAUCAUUGUUCACCAGAGGAGUACAUUAUGGCAUGUAUUGAUCUUUAUUUGGAUAUAUUAAACUUAUUUAUGUAUAUUCUACGAUUCUUGAAAGAAGUACAACAUAAUCAAGGCUAAAACAAACAAACAAACAAACAACAGCACAAUUAUAUAAACAAACAGAGAAAUCUAUUCAGGAUGGACGUGUUUUAUCACAGAGAUGGUAAUAAUUGAACCUACUUAAAACAUACAUACAUACGUGUAUCUGCAUACAUAUACAUACACCUAAAUACACUUAUGUACUUAAUACUCAAUAACUGAUAAUUAAGAGUGGAAUGUGUUUACUUUCAUAUAUAAUAAUAAUAAUAAUUAUUAUUAUUCCACCAGUGUUAUUACUUGUACUACUUCCAUCGUUCACUUAUAACCAACUGAAUUGUUGAACUGUCUUUCACUUUUAAGUCUUUCUUUUAACUAAUCUUUUUCACAUUUCUGCUAACCGUCUUGUCUUUCUAACUAACACAUACACAAGCAAGAUAUUGUAAGUUAACAUAAAAUUGAGACAUAAGGCCCGGAGAUUUCAUCAAUGCUGGUUUUUUCCCUGUUUAUUUAUUUUCUUUUGUUUGUUUUUUUGCUUGACAGUUGAUAUGAUACUG
This is a messenger RNA of Trichobilharzia szidati, 1244 nucleotides long. The record is from the annotation of a GenBank genome assembly. NCBI's taxonomy places the organism in Eukaryota, Metazoa, Platyhelminthes, Trematoda, Strigeidida, Schistosomatidae.